UUUUGGAGCAGACGUGAUGCGUCAUCCAAGCGCUCACAUGCAUCCCCUGGCGUCCAGUGUUUCUCUCCGCACCGCAUCCCCACAUCCCCAAAAACAACCCAACGCAGUCCCAUGGGAGUGUAGAGAGGACACUACGGCUGCACGUGCAGUGAAAUCCAGCCUCGCCGGUGAUCUCUGAUGAAGCUCCUGCGUAAACUCUUCCUGUGUGUUGGAGAGAGGGAGGACAGUCCGGGCGGGUGGGGUGAGCAGCCGGAGGACAGGGGCUCUGCUCGCCUUGAGUUUGACGCAGAGGCAGCCCCAUGCAGGAGCCGCUCCACCUUAAGACCUCAGCGCCCCCUCUCUGCUCCCUCUCCCCGAGGAGCGGGGCUGAGGAGCCCGGCCACGGUGCACCACAGCCGGCUUGGCACGGGGGGGAGGUGAGUACGGCUCCUGGAGCCUCAGCCAGCACGGUAUGGUUACCACUCCCGACCUGAUGCCAUCUCCCAGCUCCAGUUGCACAGACACUACAACACUGAUCCUUAUAAUGCACUGCUGCCUGUCACCAUGAGUUAUGUUGGAAUAAGGAAAAAGUUAUGAAGUAGAGCUCUUAAUGUGAAGCAGAGGUUUAUUUUGGUCCCUUAUUUUCAAUGUUUACACCUCAUGAUAAAGAAAAACAGACUCAUUGUGAAAUGACAAACAUAUAUGACAGAGGAACACACUCAGUCAUGAUAUCUGCGGGCUGUGAGUGUGUGUGUACAUCUCAUGAGUCACAAACACAGUAAGCAGAAGAAAACACUCCUCUUCUCAGAGCUCCCUUCCCUCCACAAUGAUUGAUUAUUAUUAUGGCAACGCUCCAGGUUGCUGGUGCGUUUUCGUUGCGCACGGGAUUUGGCCCCUCUCACAUCAAAGGGCCCUCAGGAAAGGGGUGGUCCCGGGGCAGGGGGAUAUAUAGGAGGGACCGGCUCUGUUCUGACUGCAAGGCAAGAGCAGAGAACAGACUAAACGGGCCAGCAGAGGAAAACCCUGCCCCCGAACUUAAAGACAGAGAAACUGAGACAUCUGCUGAGAUCUGGAGAGAAAGAGACCCGUUGGAUUUACUGCAUCCACAUCCAGACUUUAUUUUCAUUAAAUGAAAAGACUUUUCUGCAACAGUCAGUCUGCACAUAACUUUUAACGACUUUUGCACUGGAUUUGAUCCUUUUUUAGAUUUUUAUGCUCGUGCGUAAUUUGGGGAACAAUUUUGUGGAAGUUCAAAGACUCAGAGAUAGUGGAAAACCUUUUAAAGGAUUAACUUGCUUCCUGGUAGAGACUUUAUUAUCAAUAAAUUUUCUCGACUGUCGGAUUUCAAAGUUUUAUGAUGUUGCUUUUACGCGUUUCCAUUGGUUUAAUUGCCGCUUUGUGCGUCGGCACGGCGCACGGCGCCUGGGAGGAGAGCACCGUGGUGCCCGUCAGAUUAGACCCCGUGGCCCGGUCGGAGAGCGAAACCGAACCGUGGCGGACUCUCUCCCCGGAGGAGAAGGAGAAGGAGGCGGAGAUGAGGGAGUAUCGGUUGGACGUAUUUGGAAAGGAGCUGUUCUUGCAGCUUGAACCUGACCAGACCUUCUUGGCGCCGGGUUUUGUCUUCAGCUUAGUGGGGAGUCCCGAGACCGAACCCACGCAGGAACCCAAGAGUGGAGCGGAACCGGGGUGUUUCUUCUCAGGCACCGUGAACGGAGAGGAGCACUCCGCCGCUGCGCUCAACCUGUGUCACGGACUCAGAGGCGGAUUCUACUUUCAGGGUGAAGAGUAUUUUAUCCAGCCCCUCAACUCGAGUGACUUCCAGGGCUCAGAGGAGGAGGUCCACAGCAUCCGCCGGAGAGGCCGUGCAACUCUGGCUGAGGAGGGGAGCUCCAAGUGCGGGGUCAACGAGGACGAGGAGAGGGUGCCAAAGAAUCUGGAGAAAGAAGCUUGGAGCGGAGCCGCUAACGCAGAGCAGACAGCUCACCACAGAUCCCGGCGUUUUGUUUCCACCCCUCGCUACCUUGAGAUCAUGCUUGUCGCAGACCAGUCCAUGGCCGAGUUCCACGGCGCCGGGCUCAAGCCCUACCUGCUGACCAUCAUGGCAGUCGCAUCCCGCCUCUACCGCCACCCCAGCAUCCACAACUCCAUCAGCCUGGCGGUGGUGAAGCUGCUGGUGGUGUACGAAGAGGAGCGAGGCCCUCAGGUGUCGUCCAACGCUGCCAUGACCCUCCGAAACUUCUGUCAGUGGCAGAGGCAGCACAACCCGCCCAGUGACCGUCACCCCGAGCACUAUGACACCGCCGUGCUCUUCACCAGGACGGAUCUCUGUGGAGCUCACUCUUGUGACACUCUUGGCAUGGCUGAUGUUGGCACCGUGUGUGACCCUGACAGAAGCUGCUCCAUCAUUGAGGAUGACGGCCUUCAGGCAGCUUUCACUGUGGCUCACGAGCUGGGCCACGUCUUCAACAUGCCUCACGAUGAUGCUCAGCUGUGCUCAGGCGUCAACGGCGCCCACUGGGGCUCCCACAUGAUGGCAUCCACCUUAUCCAACCUGGACCAACAGCAGCCGUGGUCCCCUUGCUCCGCCCUCAUGGUCACCACCUUCCUGGACAAUGGCCACGGUCAGUGCCUUCUGGACAAGCCGGUGAAACCUCAGGCUCUGCCCCAGCCUCUGCCCGGGACUGUGUACGACGCCGACCAUCAGUGUCGGCUCACCUUCGGAGAGGAGUCGCAGCAUUGCCCGGAUCUGAGCACCACGUGUGCGGCUCUGUGGUGCACCGUGACGACGACCAACGGUUUGCUGGUGUGCCAGACGAAGAACUUCCCCUGGGCGGACGGGACGCCGUGCGGGCACGACAGCUUCUGCUUGGCCGGACAGUGUCUCACCAAGAGCCAAGCCGCUAAACACCAGACUCCUGUCAACGGCGGCUGGGGCUUGUGGGGUCCAUGGGGCGACUGCUCUAGAACCUGUGGUGGAGGAGUCCAGUACUCCUUCCGCUCCUGCGAUACCCCUUUGCCCAAAAAUGGGGGCAAGUACUGCGAGGGCAAGAGGAUCCAGUACCGCUCUUGUAACACAGAGGCCUGCCCUGACACCAAUGGCCUCUCUUUCCGUGAGGAGCAGUGCCUGGCGCACAACGACAUGUCAGCCCAAGUGUCGCUGGGUUCAGGGGAGGGUGUUGAGUGGGUGCCUAAGUAUGCUGGAGUCUCACCCAAAGACCGCUGCAAGCUGGUGUGCCGCGCCAAGGGGACUGGAUACUUCUUUGUCCUCAAAUCCAAGGUGGCUGACGGCACGCCCUGCAGUCCAGACUCCACCUCGGUGUGUGUUCAAGGCCAGUGCGUCAAAGCUGGGUGUGAUCGUGUCAUCGGCUCCAACAGGCGCUUUGAUAAGUGUGGCGUGUGCGGUGGAGAUGGAUCAACGUGCAAGAAAGUGUCCGGCUCUCUGGAGCGUGCAAGACCUGGUUACCAGGAUGUUGUCACGAUCCCUGCUGGUGCGACCCACGUCGAUGUAAAGCAGCGUGCCCCCGGCAGCAGCCGCCACGAUAACAGCUACUUAGCGGUGCGGCGCCAGGAUGGGACCUACCUGUUGAACGGGGACUACAAGCUGAUGACCAUGGAGACUGACAUCGCCUUGCAAGGGUCCCUCCUGCGAUACAGCGGCUCCUCCGCCUCCCUGGAGCGCCUCCGCAGCUUCGCCCCUCUCCCCUCUCCCCUCACCAUCCAAGUCCUGUCUGUCGGAGAGUCUCCCAGACCUAGAGUUAAGUACAGCUACUUUGCACCCAGACCCAAGAAUGCUGCUUCAGCGUCCAACAACAACGCAGGCCGCCGCCAGUCCAUCAACGCCAUCAGAGAGGUCGGCGGUGCCGAGUGGACCCUGAGAGAGUGGGGUCCGUGUUCGCAGACGUGUGGCGGAGGCACGCAGCAGAGGGAGGUGGUGUGUCUGGAUCCUCAGGGUCGCCCUUCAAGAGAUUGCCCUGAGGAGCUGCGUCCUUUGGCGUCCAGGUCCUGCGCCGCCCAGCCGUGUCCCUCCUGGCUCCUCGGAGAAUGGUCAGCAUGCUCAAAGACCUGCGGGCGAGGCUUCCGCAAACGCCAGCUGCGCUGCAUCGGGCACGACGGGCGCACGCUAACCCACGACAGCUGCGACUCCAAAGACCGGCCGCGACCCCUGCUGGAACUGUGCAAUCAGGGCGCCUGUUAAGGACCGCCAUCCUCCGUAAACCCAGCUCUUACUCAGACGUCCGAUAAAACUCUCACUGCCUCUCCUCUUUUUUCAACGGACAUCCUGAGAGGCCGAUGAAUGUUUACAUCCAGAACCAGAGUGCUGCAGGUUUUCGCUGGUUCUCGGAGGUCAAUGGGUCCACUUUUUUCCUUCCAAUUCGGAGGCAGCAAUCAGUCCACAAGUCCUCGCCGCUCGCCGCUGCGUCACGAGACUGAUCCCAGCCUGUCAGAGCAGCAGUGGCACAUCGUACCUCCCAUCAGGAGGCAGAAAGCAUGGACAUUCCUGGUUUCCUAAAGGAGCAUGCUGCUUACUGUGCCAAUGCUUGUGCGUGCGUGAGUGUGUGAGAGUGUGUGUGAGAUAUUUUUAAUGCAUGUAUAUGAUGUUUGUCCAAGCUGGGCUGGACACACGUCGGGGUUUUUUGGGGGUGGGGGAGGUUCUCACAGAGUAUAUAAGGAAAGAAAUGAAAGAGAGGAGCUCAUAUGGACUCGCUCAGCCCAUCAGGUAUGGAUUUAAGAUAAUGUUAACGUCCGAGUGUUUAUGUUCAAACCGUUUAUUUAUCACAAACCUGUAGCACUUCAUCUUUGGCACAUGUAACACCCAGUUGUCUCCUAACGCCUCAGCCAUAUCUUGCCCUCCUCCACACCGCAGCCUUUAAAUGAGGGAACUCUCCAAAGACCAAAGAGGAGUGUGUGUGUGUGCGCGUUUGUUAGUGUGUGAUUGCGUGUGUGUGUGUGUGUGUGUGUGUGUGUGGAGACCUAAAGAGGGACUUGUCUCCUGCUAAUACUUCAUAAGUAAGUCUCUCCUGCCUUCCGCGAAGGCUCCUUGUUUUUUUUUUCUAUCAUGUGGUUUUCUUUUGUACAGAAUAUCCAAACAUUAUUUAUUUUUGUACAGCCUGUUAAAUAUAACCAUGUGGCUUUUUAAUAUUAUUUUUUAUUUGUCAUUGAGAUCACAGAAGGGAGUAGAGUAUACAGAGUAUUUAUACAGUGUUUUAUAUAUAUAAAUAUAUAUAUAUGGUCCUAGGUUCAUGAAUAAAGUAUCACAUUGACUUGUGC
Notolabrus celidotus (New Zealand spotty) is the source of this 5247-nucleotide messenger RNA. RefSeq names its product ADAM metallopeptidase with thrombospondin type 1 motif, 1 (gene adamts1). Gene Ontology annotation, cellular component: extracellular matrix. Gene Ontology annotation, biological process: extracellular matrix organization; proteolysis. Bases 1334 to 4174 code for a protein of 946 amino acids. Gene Ontology annotation, molecular function: metalloendopeptidase activity. NCBI's taxonomy places the organism in Eukaryota, Metazoa, Chordata, Actinopteri, Labriformes, Labridae. The transcript is spliced from 9 exons. The record is from RefSeq and is a predicted model, not a curated record.